AUGACCUCCAUUCCUGUUAUCGACUUUAGCCUAUUUACUUCUGAUCCCAAGGAGUGUGCACAGCAGAUCUACGAGGCUAGUAGAAAUGUUGGAUUCUUCUAUCUUAAGAACCAUGGUGUCUCUCAGGACUCGAUCAAUCGCAUGUUUAAAUGCAGCAAGAGAUUCUUUCAGGGGCCACUCCAAAGCAAGAAUCGGUACCUUAUGAAAGAUAAUAUCUUUGGAUAUGCCCCCGUGAAAUCUGAAAGCCUGGAUCCUGAGAGUCAAUCUCGAGGUGACCUGAAAGAAUCUUUCGAUAUCAUCAAACAUUGGGGCAGAUGUGAACCAAUAAAUUACUUUGCUCAAAGCGAUACGAUGGAGCAGAAGAGGAUUGAGGCUUUCUACAAGAAGGAUGUUGGUGGUCUUGAAAUUCAAGCAUCUAGAACUCAUAAAGAUGUACCUUGGAUACCAGCACCUGUCAUCCCUGGUGCCAUUUUGGUCAACAUUGGAGAUCAUCUCCAGAUGUGGACCAAUGGUUUACUAAAGUCCACCAAGCACAGGGUCACUUACGAUCCUCAGCAGCAUUAUCGUUCACGAUACUCAAUUGCCUGCUUUAUGAAUGCCAACGACGACAUCAGACUGGAUCCUAUUCCUUCACCUCUUAUCACACAAGAAAUGCGAGCUGAGGCUGUGGAGUAUGAGGAGGGCCGAAACAUGACUGCGGCGGAGUAUGUGUCGUGGAGAAUAAAACGUUCGCUUUAA
Lobosporangium transversale is the source of this 738-nucleotide messenger RNA. RefSeq lists its product as hypothetical. The transcript has 4 exons. Gene Ontology annotation, molecular function: dioxygenase activity. Bases 1 to 738 code for a protein of 245 amino acids. The record is from RefSeq and is a predicted model, not a curated record. NCBI's taxonomy places the organism in Eukaryota, Fungi, Mortierellomycota, Mortierellomycetes, Mortierellales, Mortierellaceae.